AGAAUUUGGUGUUCUAGGUGAAUCAGUGUGCUGUGACAAUGAAGUUGAUUUUUGGUUGUCUUCUGGCAGUUGCCUUGCUUGGCUGUCUGGCUGAUGCUCAAUAUCCCAUUAAGCAGAAGAACCAGCUGCCUCCGCAGAGGCCCGUGGUGCUUCCGCAGAAGCCCGUGGUGCCUCAGCAGAGGCCCCAGCAGACUCAGCAGAGGCCCGAGCAGACUCAGCAGAGGCCCCAGCAGACUCAGCAGAGGCCCCAGUUCAGCAAGACGCCCGAGCAGACCCCAGAUUCAUUUCACAAAUGUGAGGUUGAAGAUCGCUUCAAGAUACAGUGUGGAAUUCGUGGCACCGAUUCUGUAGAAUGUUCUGACAUAAACUGCUGCUUUGAUGGAGGCAUGUGCUAUUAUGGCAAAUCUGUGACUCUUCAGUGCACCAAGGAUGCCCAAAUGAUUGUGGUGGUGGCAAGAGAUGCCACGCUACCCCAUAUCGACUUGCCGUCAGUUAGUUUCCUUGGAGACGAGCCAAUGUGCGAGGCUGUUGGUGUCACUUCAGCUUUUGCCAUCUACCAGUUCCCUCUCACUGCCUGCGGCACAUUAUUGAUGGAGGAGCCCGGCGUUGUUAUCUAUGAGAACAGGAUGUCCUCCUUAUUUGAAGUCGCUUUGGGACCCUACGGAGUAAUCACCAGGGACAGCCAAUAUGAGCUGCUUGUACAGUGUAGAUAUUACGGCACCGCAGUUCAGGCUCUGGUCGUUGAGGUUGGCGGUCUUCCUGCACCACCCCCAGUUGCAGCUCCUGGACCUCUGCGUGUGGAGCUGAGGCUGGGCAACGGACAGUGUACUGCCAAGGGUUGUUUGGAAGAAGCGGUCGCCUACAACUCCUUUUACGUGGAUUCUGACUACCCCGUCACAAAGGUGCUCAGGGACCCUGUGUACGUUGAAGUCCGAAUUCUGGAGAGGACUGAUCCCAACCUUGUCUUGACUCUUGGAAGAUGUUGGGCAACUUCUAACCCCUACCCUCAUAGUUUUCCUCAGUGGGACUUGCUGAUUGAUGGCUGCCCAUACAGUGAUGACCGUUAUCGUACCGCCCGGAUCCCUAUGGAUCUCUCACAAGAUGUCUCGUACCCAACCCACUACAAACGUUUUGUUUUCAAGAUGUUCACAUUUGUAGCUCCUGAACUUGCCACUCCAGGCAAGGGAACUCCGAAAGAUCAAAGCAAGGGAGGUGCAGAUCCACAGAUUAUGGUUCCUCUCAACGAAAAGGUGUAUAUCCACUGCGACACAGCUGUGUGCCAACUCACUAUUAACAAUUCAUGUGAAGCCAGAUGCUCAAGAAAAAGGAGAGAUGUUGCUGCAUCAAGCCUGGCAGGUACCAGAGAGGAGACCACAUUGGUUAGCAGUCACGAGCUUAUCAUCGUCAAUGAACGCAAGAGUCUGCAGUAAUAGCAUGCAUACAGAACUGUAUCAUGUUAUAAAAGUGAUCGAGUUUCAAAUAAAUCUCUAAAUUGCUGAA
Pseudoliparis swirei is the source of this 1500-nucleotide messenger RNA. Its product is annotated as zona pellucida sperm-binding protein 4-like. NCBI's taxonomy places the organism in Eukaryota, Metazoa, Chordata, Actinopteri, Perciformes, Liparidae. The record is from RefSeq and is a predicted model, not a curated record. Gene Ontology annotation, cellular component: egg coat. Gene Ontology annotation, biological process: prevention of polyspermy; binding of sperm to zona pellucida. The transcript is spliced from 8 exons. The coding region runs from base 39 to 1430 and encodes 463 amino acids. Gene Ontology annotation, molecular function: acrosin binding; structural constituent of egg coat.